This is a messenger RNA of Gavialis gangeticus (Gharial), 1741 nucleotides long. Its product is annotated as L-lactate dehydrogenase A chain. Bases 100 to 1098 code for a protein of 332 amino acids. The transcript has 8 exons. Gene Ontology annotation, biological process: carboxylic acid metabolic process. NCBI's taxonomy places the organism in Eukaryota, Metazoa, Chordata, Crocodylia, Gavialidae. The record is from RefSeq and is a predicted model, not a curated record. Gene Ontology annotation, cellular component: cytoplasm. Gene Ontology annotation, molecular function: L-lactate dehydrogenase (NAD+) activity.
GCUGCGCGUCGCGGUACUGCAGCGGCGGAGGCACCAGCUAUAGCAGCGGAGCCCAUCGCGACCCGACCCGACCCGACCCGACCCGACUCGCUUUACACAAUGUCUGUCAAGGAGCAUCUGAUUCACACCGUUCACAAGGAAGAGCAUGGUCAUGCCCACAACAAGAUUACUGUUGUUGGGGUUGGUGCAGUUGGCAUGGCUUGUGCAGUCAGCAUCCUGAUGAAGGAUUUGGCUGAUGAACUGGCUCUUGUUGAUGUCGUGGAGGACAAGUUGAGAGGAGAGAUGCUGGAUCUCCAGCAUGGCAGCCUUUUUCUAAAGACGCCAAAAAUAGUCUCUAGCAAAGACUACAGUAUGACUGCAAACUCCAAGCUGGUUAUCAUCACAGCUGGUGCUCGUCAACAGGAAGGGGAAAGUCGCCUUAACCUGGUCCAGCGCAAUGUGAAUAUCUUCAAAUUCAUCAUUCCCAAUGUUGUCAAAUACAGCCCUGACUGCAAACUGCUCAUUGUCUCAAAUCCAGUGGAUAUUUUGACCUACGUGGCCUGGAAGAUCAGUGGCUUUCCCAAACAUCGUGUUAUUGGUAGUGGCUGCAACCUGGAUUCUGCCCGUUUCCGCUAUCUCAUGGGAGAAAAACUGGGCGUCCAUUCUCUGAGCUGUCACGGAUGGAUUGUUGGAGAGCACGGUGAUUCUAGUGUACCUGUCUGGAGUGGGGUGAAUGUUGCUGGUGUUUCCCUGAAGGCUUUGCACCCUGAGUUGGGAACUGAUGCAGACAAGGAACACUGGAAGGAGAUUCACAAGCAGGUGGUGGACAGCGCUUAUGAGGUAAUCAAGCUGAAGGGAUACACAUCAUGGGCUAUUGGUCUCUCUGUAGCAGACUUGGCUGAAACUGUUAUGAAGAACCUAAGAAGGGUGCACCCAAUUUCUACCAUGGUUAAGGGCAUGUAUGGAAUAAAAGAUGAUGUCUUCCUAAGUGUCCCUUGUGUGUUGGGAUACCAUGGCAUUACAGACGUAGUGAUGAUGACUCUGAACAGCGAGGAGGAGGAGAAGUUAAGGAAGAGUGCAGAUACACUUUGGGGAAUCCAGAAGGAACUGCAGUUUUAAAUGUAAUGUCCUAGCACUGUUAACAGUCUAAUGGGUUUAGUGAAUUAAUCUAUGUUGCACUUUGAGUAGGUCAGCUCCUUUUAUGUACUAAUUAGAAACACACAGAAAGCUGAAAUCUGAGCUCAUAUUUGAGCUGGAAGAUGUAUCCUAGGGUUUUUCCUGUUCACCAAAGCCCAGGUUUAUAGCCAGAGGUGGAUCACAACCUAGUCCUAUACCGUUAAGUGAUGAAAAAUAAAUCCAGCAUUCUGUAAAGCAGCACUGCCCUGUCAAACACCUUGCCUUUUUCCCCCUCAGCUAAGAGCUUAAUGUCAGUUCAGAAGAACAUGCAACUUCUUACACUGUUACACAACUGCAAAGCCAAAGAAUAUUCUCUUGUAAUCAAAAAGCAUUGGCAAGCAGACUCUGACCAGUGUUCCCUGCUGACUGGUAGCUUCCCAGUUUUUCCUAUUAGCAGGUAUUCUCAGCAGUUUUUGUGCUUAUCCUUCCUAGAGAACCUUAUUUUUGUGUACAGUACCAAAGUAGCUAUAAACAUUUCCUAGAUAUGUAAUAAAAUAAAAACCCAGGACUUCUGUAUGCAACCAAGGCAGCCUCAAAUGUCCAGCUGUAGUACCAGCCUACACACCAAAUAAAUUACAAACUCUUA